GUACGUAAUCCAGAGUUUAGACAUGAAAAACAACAACAACUUUCCACAUGUGAAUUGAUGUCUAUUUUCAAACGUUUUAUUGAGUUAAAACUUGUAUAGACUGUUAUUUUACGCUUGAAUUUAAUAACCAGAUGCAGUAACAUCGAUACUAAAAGGACAACAUGCCUAAAAAAGGUAAGAGGAGUAGUGAGGCUGGAGCAAAUACUGGUCCAAGAAAAAAGAAGUCGAAGGUACACAAGUGGAGUAGUGACCAUGUACCGGAGUAUGCGUCGGAUGAUGAUAAGUUGUACGGGAAUUACGAGGAGCCAGACCCAGAAUCCAGGGAAUACAUAUAUGAUGAUGUGGAUGAAUUCCAUACUAACAGAGAAAAGAUUUUACUAGACAAAGGUUACAGAGAAGAGGAAGAAUUGCCUCAAUCUGAUGAGGAGGAGGUUCUUGCCCUGGACUCGGAAGAGAGUGAUGAUGAAGAGAUAAGAAACUUGAAGGCCCAGCUGAGACGUGUGAAACAGUUAGAGAAGAAGGAAGCACUCGGCAGUGACCUUGAAGAUCAGUCUGGUGAUGAUGAAGAAGAGGGUUUACCAGAUCAGAAGGCCUGGGGUAGUCGAAGAAGUAAAUAUUAUGGAGAUGAUGAUAUAAAUAUGAAGGAUAUGGAAGAUGAGGAUGCUGAGGCAGUUCUAGAAGAGAAGGAAGCUCUCAGGUUACAGAAACAGAUGGCAGAACAACUUGAUGACCAAGAUUUUGGACUGGAUAUUUUUCAGCCCUCACAGAAGGAGAAAGAAAGUGUAGAGAAAGAAGAAAAGAUUGUCAAAGACCUUUCCAAGCUCUCCAAGAGAGAAAAGCUUAAGCUGUUGAAGAAAGAGUCACCAGAGUUGCUCACUUUGAUAGAAGACUUCAAAACUAAGAUGGCAGAGGUACAGGAGAAGUUAUGUCCCCUCAAAGACUGGAUAGGAAGAAAGGAAAUAAAAGGAAGAGCUGUUGACUAUGUUCACACAAAACUUAAGCUAAAUUUGAAUUAUUGCACCAAUAUUGUGUUCUAUUUGAUGCUGAAAGCCAAACAAGCUCCAGUACAUAACCAUCCUGUGAUCAAACGUCUGCUGCAGUACAGAAAUAUAAUGAAGCAGCUGGAACCACUGGAUGACCAGAUGAGAGAUGAGAUAGAUGAGAUUGUUGAGAAACUAAGUAAAGGUGAAGAUGUGGACUUUGACAAGAAUGUAGAUCAACCAAGAACUUUUGUCAAGAGAAAAGAAAAGAAGGAUAAAAAGAUACACACAAAGAAAGGGAUAGAGCUGGUCUCAGUUUCAGAAGAUGGGAAACAAGAUAAAAAGAAUGAGAAGAGAUAUGAGACUAAAGAUGAGAAGGAAGCUUUGGAGUAUUACGAGAUGAUGAAAGCAGGUAGACCUGAACAUUCUGACGAGGAGGGGGAGCAGGAUGAAGAAAGUGGUGCAGAGGGUGCAGAGUACAAUGAAUAUGAUGCUGAAGAAUUGGACGAGGAUGGUAAAAGAGGCAUCUCAUACCAGAUUGAGAAGAACAAGGGGUUGACUGCUCAUAAGAGGAAAGAGUUGCGUAAUCCGCGUGUCAAACACAGAAUGAAAUUCAGAAAAGCUAAAAUUAGGAGGAAAGGCCAGUAUCGUGAACCAAGGACAGAAAUGCAGAAGUAUGGUGGAGAGAUAUCUGGUAUCAGGGCUGGUAUCAAGAGAGGUGUAAAACUGAAAUAAUAGUUGUACUUUUUAAUGUAUUUUCCUGCUUAACUAAUAAAAGUUGUUACAUGUA
This is a messenger RNA of Mercenaria mercenaria, 1770 nucleotides long. Its product is annotated as something about silencing protein 10-like. NCBI's taxonomy places the organism in Eukaryota, Metazoa, Mollusca, Bivalvia, Venerida, Veneridae. The record is from RefSeq and is a predicted model, not a curated record. The transcript is spliced from 16 exons. Gene Ontology annotation, biological process: maturation of SSU-rRNA from tricistronic rRNA transcript (SSU-rRNA, 5.8S rRNA, LSU-rRNA). Gene Ontology annotation, cellular component: nucleolus; small-subunit processome. Bases 162 to 1715 code for a protein of 517 amino acids.